This is a messenger RNA of Closterium sp. Yama58-4, 456 nucleotides long. The record is from the annotation of a GenBank genome assembly. Lineage: Eukaryota; Viridiplantae; Streptophyta; Zygnematophyceae; Desmidiales; Closteriaceae.
AUGGGACGGCGGAGAGGAAGGGCCGGCGAGUGCGGUGGGGAGACGAAGCGGGCUUGUCGCUUACGGCUAUUCGAGAAUACGAGCCAAGCGAUACGAGACACCCGGAUGACCUGGCGUGGUGGGAGAUGGAGGACGACGAUGAUGACGUGUGCAGCUGCGCCAUGCAGUGACGGCGGACCUGGCGAAGCUGCGCCAUGCAGUGACGGCGGACCUGGCGAAGCUGCGCCAUGCAGUGACGGCGGACCUGGCGAAGCUGCGCCAUACAGUGACGGCGGGGCUGCUCCGAGGGCGGAGCUGGCGGAGCAGCGCCGAGGCCCCAACGCGGAGCUGCGCCUUGGAUUGGGGACGGAACUGCGCGCUGCGCCCUUUUUCAUAAACAAUUUCAUGGCACUUCUAUACUGUUACUACUGUGCAAUAAGCACAGCACAGAGUGUGCAUUAUGCACUCAACACUUAG